AUGAGCGACACGGAGAAGGCUGCGGCCUCGCAUACAUCAGACCCAGGCACGCAGGAUAUUCCGCGCGACCCUGAUGCGCAUCUCAGUGAGGAGGGGAGACUUGAAAUCGAACGAAAGCUAGUCAGGCGGCUCGACUGGAUCCUGAUUCCAUGGCUCUGUAUCCUUUACCUCUUGGCAUUUCUCGACAGAACCAAUAUUGGAAAUGCGAAAAUCGCCGGCUUAAACAAGGACUUGGGCUUGACGAGCUCCAUGUACAACUCGUCGCUCACAAUCUUCUUCGUCUCGUAUGCGGUGUUCGAGCCCUUGACGAACAUCCUGCUCAAGAAGUUGCGACCGUCUAUUUUCAUUCCGAUCAUCAUGAUCCUCUGGGGUGCAUCGAUGACAGGCAUGGGAUUCGUACACAACUGGAGUGGGUUGAUGGCCGCACGCUGGUUCCUAGGUCUUACCGAGGCUGGACUUUUCCCUGGUGUCAACUACUAUCUGUCAUGCUGGUACAAGAGAUCAGAAUUUGGCAUUCGUGCUGCCAUCUUCUUCUCAGCAGCAGCCAUCUCGGGCUCAUUUGGCGGCGCCCUCGCAGCAGGCAUCGAGCAAAUGGCCGGCGUCGGCGGCCGCCCAGGCUGGGCAUGGAUCUUCAUCCUCGAAGGCCUCCUCACCGUACUCUUCGGCGUCGCAUCCUUCUGGAUGGUACACGACUUCCCCGACGAGGCCAAGUUCCUUUCCGAAGACGACCGGGCCCGCGUCAUUCGCCGCCUCAAGAUGGACCAGCAAGCCUCUGCCAACCACGAGGAGUUCAAGAUGACAUUCUUCUGGCAGGCUGUCAAGGAUUGGAAGAUGUGGCUGGGCAUGGUCAUCUACAUGGGCUGCGACAUGCCUUUGUACGCCUUUAGUCUGUUCCUACCUACUAUCGUCAACGAACUUGGAUGGAAUACGAGUAUUGUAAGAUCGCAGCUGAUGACGGUGCCGCCUUAUGCUGUGGCGGCGAUCUUCACAGUCUUUAUCGGAUAUGUUGCGGACAGAACCCAGCAACGCGGUCUAUGUAACAUAGGAGUCAGUCUCAUUGGCAUCGUCGGCUUCUGCAUGCUCAUCGCCACCGAGAGCGCACCAGUCAAAUAUGCAGGCACCUUCCUCGGAGCUCUCGGCAUCUACCCGUGCAUCGCCAAUACCAUCACGUGGGUCGCGAACAACAACGAGGGCGUCUACAAGCGCGGCGUGGUGCUGGGGUUCGUGAUUGGCUGGGGAAAUUUGAACGGCAUCGUCAGUUCAAACAUUUACUUCCACGGCCCGCGGUUCCCGGAGGGUCAUGGUGUCGUGUUGGCGUACAUGUCUAUCUUCUUGUGCGGCGGCAGCGCUCUCAUGACGACGUUGCUAAGGAUCGAGAACAAGAAGAGGAGGCAGGGCAAGAGAGAUCACUGGGUUGAAAAUAAGUCUGAGAAGGAAAUUGAGGCACUUGGGGAUAAGAGGCCGGACUUCCAGUACACAUUGUGA
Colletotrichum godetiae is the source of this 1485-nucleotide messenger RNA. RefSeq names its product major facilitator superfamily transporter. Gene Ontology annotation, biological process: transmembrane transport. Gene Ontology annotation, cellular component: membrane. Gene Ontology annotation, molecular function: transmembrane transporter activity. The record is from RefSeq and is a predicted model, not a curated record. Lineage: Eukaryota; Fungi; Ascomycota; Sordariomycetes; Glomerellales; Glomerellaceae. The transcript is spliced from 5 exons. Bases 1 to 1485 code for a protein of 494 amino acids.